AUGUUAAAUAAAAAUAAGCAAAGAAGACUUUCCUAUGAUGCCCAAGUCUCAAACAGAGAAGUCCCCAAGACUGAUCUAAUUAACUCACUGUUCUUUGACCUCUGUAACCUCCAAGUCACUGAAGAACAGCUGUUUGAAGCUAUUCAGGAUGACAUUAUGGGCAUAGCCUACAGACAGGAAUCUGGCUUCCUCGAAGUCACUCUUACUGACCAAGAUGCCAUUAAAAGCUACUUCACAGAAGGCCUAAAGAUUGCUGACACACCCAUCAUUCCUCUACCCCCCAGAGACUUGAAUCCAAGAAUCCUUAGGAUUAAACUAGCCAAUGUGCCUAUGCAUGUAAGCAAAGCAUGCCUCGAACAAGAUAUCAAAAACUAUUGGGGGCAAUUCACCUGCAUUAAGGCUAUUGCACCAUAUACCUAUAAGGGAACAGCUAUCCUCACCAGACGAUGGGACCUAAUUGUCCAACUCAAACCUGAGGCUAAUGUGCUAGAAGCUCCAGUGGUAUGGGAAUAUCAGGAAAGCAAAGUCCUUGCAACCUGGAGAGGAGCACCUGCCUCUCAUCAUGUAACCAGCACCCCUGAAACCAACAUACCAAAUGAUGGAGUGACAAAUAAAGCACCAAUUGCCUCAUCUAGUAAAAUACCAAUUGCCUCAACCAGCAAGCAGGGUCUCCCAUCCCACAAGCCCAAUGACAAACACAUCCAGGAAUACAAUCCCAAUUCGAAUUAUUUGCAACAACUACAACAGCAUCAAGAGACCUUUACACAGGAAAUUCUCUUGACCAGGAAAUGGGGGCUCCUAUUAUGGACAAGAGUAUAG
Paraglomus brasilianum is the source of this 819-nucleotide messenger RNA. NCBI's taxonomy places the organism in Eukaryota, Fungi, Glomeromycota, Glomeromycetes, Paraglomerales, Paraglomeraceae. The record is from the annotation of a GenBank genome assembly.